AUGCCGAAAAAAUGUCAAUUAGAAUCAGUACUCAGUUAUGGAUCUGAAGGUACUGUAUAUUCUGGUUCAUGGCGUGAUAAAUCUGCCGCUAUUAAAGUAUUUUCAAAGAAUUAUAUUCAUCGUGCUGAAAAUGAAAUGAAACUUAUUACAAACUGUAAUCAUCAAAAUAUUAUUAAAUAUUUUGAUCUCGAAUAUGAACAAGGAAAUGCUUAUCUCUCAAUGGAAUAUAUUAUGGGUGGAAAUCUUUAUGAAUUUAUUCGAACAAAAUUUACUUCAUUUUCAUAUUGGACAAUCAUAGAUCAAAUUCUAACCGAUAUUGCUCGAGGAAUGAUCUAUCUACAUAAUCAUAAUAUUGUUCAAGGUGAUUUAAAAAGUCAUAAUAUUCUUUUACGAGAUGACAAUCAUCAAGGUGUAAUAUGUGAUUUUGGUAUUUCAAGAUUGCUUGAAAAUGAUAUUGUAAUAAAGAAACGAAAUCAAACUGCCAAAGGAACAAUUCGAUGGAUGGCACCUGAAAUAUGUACUCCACCACCAGAACAAUCAUCAUUUGAAUCGGAUGUAUGGAGUUAUGGUUGCAUAAUACUUGAAACUACAAGUGGUCGUGAACCUUGGAUCGAUCAAUUUAAUGAUGAUGCUACACUUUUUCGAGCUCUUCAACAUAAAGAAAAUGCACCUAUCUUUGCACGAAUAUGUGCUAAUGAAUCCGGUCCAUCUCAUAUUUGUAAAUUACUUAUUCAAUGUUGUACUUGGUCAAAAACUCAUCGUCCACGUUUUGUUGAUAUUCUCAAUCGUCUCGAAACUGUAUAUGAUGAAGGAACAUCGAUUGAUGAAAAUUUUCAUCAAAUGUCUAUUGAUAUACCUAUCUCCAAUGAUUCAUCAUAUUUGAAGGAAAAUUACACGAAUGAAAAUGAAAAUAUAGAAACACAAUCAAUUCAUUCAUUACAAAAUGAAGAAUUAAAUGAUGAUACUAAGAAAAUAUUACCAAGAUCAAAUAAAUCUCAGGAAGGACGUCUUACUGGAGAAGUUUUUACUAGUAAAGGCAGCGCAAGUGGUCGACCUAUUUAUGAAGGCAUACGAGGUGGACGCUAUUAUUUAACAGCAAGUGGAUCUAAAGUCUAUUUGCAUAAAUAG
Messenger RNA from Rotaria sordida, 1128 nucleotides. NCBI's taxonomy places the organism in Eukaryota, Metazoa, Rotifera, Eurotatoria, Philodinida, Philodinidae. The record is from the annotation of a GenBank genome assembly.